AUGGAGGCGACGCAGCAGGAGCCCGGGAUUAAGGUGCUGGAGCAGUGCCGGAUCUCCCCCGCGCCGGGCUCCGUCGCACCGGACAGCCUCCCCCUCACCUUCUUCGACUGCAUCUUCCUGUUCUGUUCCCCUGUGCAGAGGAUCUUCUUCUACGACCUCCCCUGCCCAGUGUCCGACUUUCUAGCGAACCACCUCCCGCAUCUCAAGUUAUCACUCUCCCUCGCCCUUCGCGACUUCCGUCCCCUCGCAGGCAGCUUACAUCCCUCCUCCGGCGUGGCCAAGCAUGAAAUCCGUAGCAGCGACCUUGAUACCGUCCCUUUCACGGUGGCGGAAAGCGGCGACGACUUCUACGAUAUAUCCGGGAAUCACGCCCGGAUCUGCAACCGGCUCCAUCCCCUGGUGCCGCCUCUGCUGUCCGGGACGGGAACCGGAUGGCCGUUGCUGGCGUUACAGGUCACGUUGUUCCCCGACACCGGUGUGGCUCUGGGGAUCACCAUCUCACACUCCGUCGCCGACGGCACCACGUCGUCGAACUUCUUGAAGGCUUGGGCAGCGGCGUGCCGGCUGGGGAUGGGAGAGGUCCCCGACGGCCGCGUGGGGGCCCCGCCGUCUUACGACAGGAGCGUCAUUCAGGAUCCCAUGGAUCUGGGGGGGAUCUUCCUCCGCGACCUCAAUCUGCUUAAAGACGACAGUGGAAUGGAGGUAUUGAACCUCCAUGGUCGGAACGACGUCGUCCGUUCGACGUCAGUCAUUAGCCAGGAGCAGAUCAAGAAGCUGGGCGAGGUGUUCUCCGGCAAGACGGCAACUGAGUGCUCGUCCUUUGCCCUGGCGUGCGGGUUCAUAUGGGCCUGCCUGGCGAAAGCCAGUGGGGUGUCCAACGGCAAAACCGAGGCCUUCGGUUUCGUCUUCGAGGCCAGGGGGCGGCUCGACCCCCCAUUGCCGGCCACGUACUUCGGGAACUGCCUGGGAGUAUGCCUGGCGGAGGCUGACGGGAGCGAUCUGGCGGGGGAGGACGGGGCGGUCAUCGCCUCCGCGGCCAUCCGAAAGGCGGUCCAGCGUCUGAACUCAGGAGGGGCCUUGGAAGGGGCCGAGAACUGGAUUCGCAGCAUCGCGCCGUCGGCCUUCGCGAGGACUCUGUCGGCGGCGGGGGCGCCUAGGCUGGGGCUGUACCAGGUGGACUUCGGCUGGGGCAGUCCUCGCAAGAUCGAAGUCAUAUCCAUCGAGAAGACGAGCGCUAUAUCUAUUGCAGAGCGGAGGGAGGACGCAGGGGGCCUGGAGAUCGGGCUGGCGCUUCCCAGGGACCUCAUGGGUAGGUUCACCGCUGUCGUUUCCGAUGAACUGAAUAAGUUGUCAUCUUCGCACUCGUCUUCUGGGGGGAACUAG
This is a messenger RNA of Spirodela intermedia, 1383 nucleotides long. NCBI's taxonomy places the organism in Eukaryota, Viridiplantae, Streptophyta, Magnoliopsida, Alismatales, Araceae. The record is from the annotation of a GenBank genome assembly.